Molecule: messenger RNA, 1758 nt
Organism: Neohortaea acidophila
Lineage: Eukaryota; Fungi; Ascomycota; Dothideomycetes; Mycosphaerellales; Teratosphaeriaceae
Product: eukaryotic translation initiation factor 3 subunit D
Exons: 2
Coding region: 1-1758 (585 amino acids)
Biological process (GO): translational initiation
Cellular component (GO): cytoplasm; eukaryotic translation initiation factor 3 complex
Molecular function (GO): translation initiation factor activity
Source: RefSeq, a predicted model, not a curated record
AUGGCGCCCUCCCUCCUCGACAUCAUCGAUACCCUCCCCAAGGACACAUGGGGUCCGCCAACCACCACCGCGACGACCCUCAACGGCGUCCCUUACGCGCCCUUCUCCAAAGGCGACAAGCUGGGCCGCAUGGCGGACUGGACCGCGGAAGGCAAAGAGCGUGAACGUGGCGGCCGUCAACAAUACCAACAGCGGUACAGAGACCAGAUCUACGGUGGCGGUGGACCCGGCGGAUUGCAGACUGUCUUCAACAUCGAGGGGCAGAAUGAAGAAAGCACCUUCUCCCUCGUCGACCGAAGCCAGACGAACACAAGAGGUGGCCGAGGUUUCAGCUCCCGUGGCUCCGCCAUCUUUCGCGGUCGUGGUGGGCAGCGAGGAGCGCCGAUGCAGCGCGGUGGCCGAGGCACUUACCAGAGAGUCGGGCAAAGAGGUGGUCAGCAAGGUUACGAUUCUCGUGGUGGUCGUGGAGGACGUGGCGGUAGGAGAUUCGGCUGGAAGGACUACGACAAGCCUCAGCGCAACCGAGAGGCCUCUGUUCAACCCAAGGAUACCUGGCGAAUGCUCGAGGAGAUUGACUUUAAUCGCUUGUCCAAGCUCAACCUCGACACUGGCGCGGGCGAAGAUCUGGAUGACUAUGGCUUCCUGUAUUACUACGACCGCUCCUACGACAAGCAGCCCGGUACGGCGACGUCCAUACGCAAGCUCCACGUGCUCCAGCGCGCGGCCUACGAUGUCAGCACCUCCUCCGACCCCGUAAUCCAAGACCUUGCCGAGCGAGACGAGGCCACCAUCUUCGCCACCGACAACAUUCUCUCCAUGCUCAUGUGCGCGCCACGAAGUGUCUACAGCUGGGACAUUAUCAUUCAAAAGCAAGGCGGCAAGAUCUUCCUCGACAAGCGCGAAGGCUCAUCUGUCGAUGCCGUUACGGUCAACGAGAACGCUGCCGAUGCUCCUCUGGAGGUCAGCGAAGGCAACAAGGACACCAUCAACAGCCCCGGUGCACUGCGUGAAGAAGCAACAGUCAUCAACAACCUCUUCCCUCUACAAGCAGUCCUUGAAAGCGAGACGAGCCGGCAUGACAUGAGCAACGAACACCCCUUCUACAACGCCGCCGAGGAGGCCGAUCCGCCCGCUUCCAAAGCCUACAAAUACCGCCGCUUCGACCUCUCCGUCGAAGCCGAUCCCGAACCGCUGCAUCUUGUUGUCCGAACAGAGUUGGACGCCGUGGUCAAAAACAACAUCAGCGGCGAAGAUCAGUUCCUCGUCAUCAAGGCUCUCAAUGAAUUUGACAGCAAGGCACAAGGAGCGGGCGGCGCUCUGGACUGGCGAAGCAAACUGGCCAGCCAGCGUGGUGCGGUGGUCGCGACGGAAAUGAAGAACAAUUCCUGCAAACUCGCCCGCUGGACCGUGCAAGCCAUUCUCGCCAAGGCCGAUUUGAUGAAGUUGGGUUUCAUCUCUCGUGCCGGCCCGAAGAACAACCUCGACCACGUCGUCCUCGGCGUGCUCGGCUACAAGCCGCGCGAAUUCGCCGCGCAGAUGAAUCUCAACCUCAACAACGGCUGGGCCAUUGUGCGCACGUUUGUCGACAUUGUCAUGAAGGAGAAUGCGGGCGAUGCCAAGUACGUGCUGGUCAAGGAUCCCAACAAGCCUACCAUCCGUCUGUACCAGGUGCCCAAGGAUACGUUUGAGGAGGACGAGGGUGACGACAGGGCGGCGCUUGGCAUGGACAAGGUGGAGGAGGAUGGGGCGGAGGAGUAG